AUGGGGGGUCAAAAGAACGCGACAGCUGCUACUGGGGCUACUGCUCCUGCGGCUUCUUCUGCUGUUGCUGCUGCUGUUGCUGCUGCUGCUGCUGCUGGCCCCGUUCGUCUGUCUCCUGAUGAGUUUUGGGGUUUAGAAGGGCCUGUAAUCGGAACGCACGAUGGGAGGUUUCACUUGGACGAAGUGCUGGCUUGCACAUUGUUAUUAUCUCUAAAAGAGUUCAAGGGUGCGAGGAUAUGCCGAAGCAGACAGCAGAAAGACUGGGAUCGCUGCUCCAUUGUUGUUGAUGUGGGGGGCGAGUAUUGCCCAAAGAAGAGGCGGUUUGAUCAUCAUCAGCCUUCAUUUACACAUACUUUUGAUUUUAGUCGCUUCGAGGUAAAUCGGGAUCGGGAUCGGGAUGGGGAUCGGGAUCGGGAUCGAUCCCCACAAGAGUGUGGGGUUCGAUCCCACGAUGAUCAGGAUCGAUCCCAACAAGAUUGUGGGGUUCUACCCCAGCAUAAACGGAGUCGAUCCCAAGGCAGACAACCCGUCACCAAACUCAGCAGCGCCGGUCUCAUCUUCAGCCACUAUGGAGAACAAAUUCUAAGAGAAAGAUAUGAUGCAGUAGAUAACGGGGUAAGUAUAUCUGCAGAUCCUUUAUAUGUUGACCCCACAACAUUAGCAAAGAAAGUUAAAAACUUAUAUCCAUCACAAGAUGAAGAAGAAGAAGCAGAUAAACUGGGUGCAUGCGGCUACUGGCGUUGGCUGCAGCAGCGAGCGCAGCAGCAAUAUAAGGAAACACCAGAGGGUGCAGCAGCAUUUGCUGCUGCUGCUGCUGCUAAAGGUAAGGGCUGGGCUCCUGCAUGCAGCUUUGUAGAUAUACCUAUUAUAGGGGGGAGCGCUGAAGCUCUUUGUGCAUUUCGUCUUGCUCUAGCUUAUGCUGAUGAGACCUUUAGAGACGCAGUUAUUUAUUUAAGAGACAAGUGGCUCCCUGCUCGCAAUAUUGUUAAGCAAGCUAUUCUUAACUCUCCAGCCCCAAAAGAAUUUCAAGAGCAUGUGCUUGAACUCGCCAAGUGGGCCCCCUACGAGGAUCACGUGUAUAACCUUGAGCGCGAGUUAGGAUUGAGUGAGAAGCUGAAGUUUGCGGUGUACAAAGCAGAGAGGAUUGAAAAAGAAGGUUUAAAGGUUAGUUGGAGUAUAAGGUGUAUACAAGAAGAAGGUCAGCAGUUUAAGUGUAGACUUAGACUAAGAGAGGAGUGGGGGGGGCUUAGAGAUGAAGCUCUUGGGAAGGCUGUGCUUGCAAACAGCAGCAGCAGCAGCAGCAGCAGCAGCAGCAGCGGCGGCGAUGCAGCAGCAGCAGAUGAACCCAUACGCCCUGAGGAUUUCGUCUUCUGUCAUUCAACUGGCUUCUUAGGGAUAACGAAGACGAGGGUUAGAUAUAAUUAA
Messenger RNA from Eimeria acervulina, 1425 nucleotides. Its product is annotated as melanocyte proliferating gene 1, putative. The transcript has 4 exons. NCBI's taxonomy places the organism in Eukaryota, Apicomplexa, Conoidasida, Eucoccidiorida, Eimeriidae. Gene Ontology annotation, cellular component: cytoplasm; nucleus. The coding region runs from base 1 to 1425 and encodes 474 amino acids. The record is from RefSeq and is a predicted model, not a curated record.